Dufourea novaeangliae is the source of this 2931-nucleotide messenger RNA. RefSeq lists its product as uncharacterized. Gene Ontology annotation, biological process: cell-cell adhesion; cellularization; cell migration. Gene Ontology annotation, molecular function: beta-catenin binding; actin filament binding. Bases 179 to 2725 code for a protein of 848 amino acids. The record is from RefSeq and is a predicted model, not a curated record. Gene Ontology annotation, cellular component: adherens junction; catenin complex; cytoplasm. The transcript has 12 exons. Lineage: Eukaryota; Metazoa; Arthropoda; Insecta; Hymenoptera; Halictidae.
UGCAACUGUAAACACGGUAAGAACCCUAACGCUUUCAAAAACUAAACAAAUGCCGUUUUCUAUCGUUAGGGAGAGUUAAAAGUCGAUCGUUUACUGUAUUCACUUUAUUUAUAAACAACCACAAGUCGCCGCGAACUCAAUCAAAUUGCUUGAUUAUACGAAAGAAGGAACGGCAAAAAUGUCUAUAAAAACGAAAGAAAUAAAAGAAACAUUAAUAUGCGUGGAAGAACAAGUAAAUAAAUUGAGAAAUCUAAUAAGAUGUAACUCUUUAUGUACGAAUGAUACAUCACGAACAGAAUCCACUCUGUUUGAACGAUUAGAAGUAUUAGGAGAAAACUUUGAUGCUUUAUCAAAAGAGGAUAUUACUGAUUACGAAGAAAUGGAAUCAAGGAUUGUCAGUAUAGUAGAAGAAUUUUGCUCCCUUGAAUAUAAGAAUGAAGCGGGUGAAAAUACAAAUAAACAAAUCACAGAACAACUUCUGACCACUGUACUCGACAAAUUUAAACUAGCACUCGAAAGUCUGGAAAAACUAGAAUGUUUGCCAUUGAGACAAAGAUUAUCCGAUUGUUUGGAUUAUGUUAAUGAAAUGGGUCAAGCGAAUGAAAUAGAACAUUUUCAAAAUAUCAAGGAGUUAGGAACAUCCAUUUUGGAAUUACUUGGGCCAUUACAAAUAUACAGGAGAAGUUUGGUGUCUUGUGUGCUCUCUGAGAAGAUUCUAUUGUAUUCUUGUCAAUUAUGCAUAGCAUUUAAAUUGUUAGUUCAAUUGGUGCAAGAACAGCAUCAACUAAAUGCAGUAAUCUAUAAUUGUAAGAAGUAUGUCUGUGAAAGAGUCUGCUUUUGCUUGAAGAUGGUAAUAGAGGUAAUAGAUACACCGGAUUCAUUGCAAGAACAUGAGAUAGUGGAAAGAGAAAAUCAUUUCAUUUACAAAAUGGACUUGGCUUUGGAUAUUUUGGCAGAAAUGCCGAACAAAUCUCAAGAGGAACAAAUAGAGGAAUGCAGAGAGCUAUGGCUCCAAAUCGAAGAUGUGUUCUCGCACGCGAUGGCAAUCGCACAAGUGUGCAAGCCUUGCAACUUCAAAGCAAUCACUGGAACCUGCCAUUCCAUCAUAUUGGAAUAUGAGAAUUUAAAGUUUCAGCUAACGUCCGAAUCGUCUGACUCUGCAUUGAACAAUUUGUUUAUGAAUAGUUUAAACGAUGCACUUUACCGAUUGGAACGCAAGAUUAACAUAUCGGUACUGAAUCUUGUAAUGGAGGUUCUUAGCGAUCCUCUUAAUGCUUUAAAGAAGCUUGUUACAAUCUGUGGCAAUUCGUUGACUGCUAAAAAACGAUACAAAAGCGACUUGGCUGACGCGGUUGAAGAUUUUGAUCAGGUUAUAGACAAGUCGAUGCAAAUAGGACUCUUCGCUAUUGCGUCUUGCAACGAUAGAAAUCGAAUCAAUCAGAUUCGAAAUUGUUUAGCGAGUUUCGAAUCAUUGGAGACAGAACUGAUUUCCUCGAUUACAACAUUCUACCUGCAUCCGGAAAGCAAAGAAAUGCGAGCAAAUGUGAAACUGUUGACCGGUCAGUGGCAAUUAGAAGUGAUGAAGCUGCAAGAUGCGUUAAAUCUGGUUAUGGAUUCAGCAGCAUAUUGCGAGGUAGUUUUAGAUGAUCUUCAGGAACGUAUUUCGAUAAUGUCCAAUUGCCUUGAUAACAGAGAACCAGUCACUCAAACGCAAGUACAAAAUGUUGUGCUUAGAUCUUUGUCACUAUCUCGUCAGAUUAGUAAAACCAUAAACGAUAUUGGAAACGACAUAGUUGAACGGCAAACGAUAAUGAUGACCAGGGAAUUAAAAGCUGCGAUAUUCGAAGCCGAUGCCGCCUCAAAGAGUCUUCUAACGGACAGUGCCACGGAACCACAACAGUUGCGUGUAAUAAAACGAUGUGAACUAAUUUUGAACGUUGUGAAAAGAUUGCGACCUGCUUUAGUUUCCAUAAUGAAUAAUACAUCGUUGGUAAAUACAAAUUGCGGAAAAAGUGGGAAAGGCCAAGGUGAUAAUGUUCACGAUAUAAGCGGCAGAUUAUUGUCUACAAUUCACGGAUCGACUUAUGAUCAUCAGCAGAAACCUUUGACGUACAUAAGGACUCCAUACACAGUGAGCAAUUACAAAGCACCGUUAUCGAUACAGUCGGCGAAUAGCGUUUGUAGGACGCAGUUGAAUCUAUCGUGUUUAAUACCCUAUAUUAAGAAGGGACGUGAAAUGCGAACGGAACGUUCGGUCAUGUAUAAAACGCCAUGUAGGGAUGAUUCCAUUGAUCAGUCGUUGAGAAACUGUAAAUCAAAAACCAGAAAUCUGUCUAACAUUAGACAACACCUUUUUAGUAGAGACAAUAUUAGUAGUAGCGAUGAUAUGUGUUUCUCUGAAGAAAGUAUCAACUUAACAGGUAUUCUAGAAAAGUUUGUAACUUCAUGCGCAACUUUAAAUUCGAAUACAUCGAAAGCUUGUACCGAUAAACCGCAGAAUGACACGGCGGACACAUCGAGUAAAAAGUCAGUCAACAAUAUGACGGUACCGUUGAUGGCAUCUCUCGAUAACCAGUCCGGAAUAACAACUCGUAAAAUCGAUCAGUGUUCGUCGAUUGGCGGUGGAGAUGGGCCAUCGGUCGUAGAAGUGUCGAAAAAUUGUAACGACGUUCAAAGAUUGAACUACAGUACAGAAAUAACGCAAAACAGACUAUUUGGAGAUUAAACAGACUUUACUGGAAAGUAUUCGUACCUUUCCGGAAUUCAAGUUUCAGUGUAACCUUAAAAAUUUCUAUUGUUUGAAUAAAAUGCCUUAAGGGUUCCCCCUUCCCCCACACCCCCAAUAUAACUCCAAUACAGUUCACUUUUUAACGUUCUGUUAGUAAUCUUAAGACUUUAAGACCCGUAAAUAAACGACUUUUAAAAUUCCAA